AGUUUAAAGUGAAUGGGUAUUAAAGACGGAGAGCAGCUCAACCUGCCCCUGUAGGAACAGCACAAUGUGAGCGUCUUACAGCAAGCUGUCAACGGAGGAUUGCAUUUCGGUGGUGAUAUAUUUGGGUGAAGCGAAAAGAGAGAAGGGUGAAAAUACUGGCGUGAGCCUUGGACGUUUGUGAGGAGCUGAGAUGAUAUCUGGGAGUGCAUAUGUCCAUGCUGUGUUUCUUGUGCAGUUUGUGGAGGACACAAGCAACGGAGAGGCAGAGAAGAGGAUGUGUCAACACAGUAAAGGGAAACACAUUGUGAAGCAGAGGAAGUGAUGUCUGAGGUUGAAACUGUGCUCUGCUAGCUUCACACGUCUGCACGUCAUCGCUGGCUUGUACAUAUACACACACACACACACACAGAGCCCCGCAGACCUCAGCUGAGGAUGUGCACUAGAUGAAGACAGACAGAGGACAUGGAGAGGAAGGACACGAGGGAAUGAGCGCAGAAAAUCAUUUCAAAAGGAAUACAGAGGAGGAUGCAGCCGGGGUCUCUGAAGGGCACAGAGCUUGUGGUCAGCCGUGAACAGAGAGUCACAACGAGGCGUACCUGACUGGGAAUCCAAUUUCAGUCAGUCCACAUGCCAUUAUAGUCAUCCUAUAACAGUAAUGAUGAGAGUAAUCCUGUAUGUUAGAACUUAAGAUGUUUACAGAGAGAUUGAAAUCAUCUCUGGAGCCUGUGCAGCUGUUAUUUUAUUCCAAGGCAGAAGGUUGCGCUCAGCAUUCGGAAUAUUUUAGUGAAUGAGGAAUACAUUGACCGGAGCAGCGCUGGGUAAUUUUACUGUUCAUGGCUAGAACAGAAACAUUUAUGUUGGUCACUUGAGUUCCCCAAAAACUCCUUAUUCACACAGAUGCAGUUCUUUGGUGGGGAGGUGUAACAAAAGGGGCAAGGGCAACUGAAAAGCGAGAACUUCCCACAUCUUCAAAUCAUGCAAUCAGACGAUCUCUUCAUCCGCAAGUUCCGCAGGCAGAGCCCACGCCCGACACUAGCGAGAGUGAACUUUGACCCUAAGCAGGAUGGUGGUAGUGUACGUACACGAGUCCUGGCAGAAUGGCCCCCUAGGAGAGAGGGAGAGGGAACAAACAGCGAGACUGUCUCCCCCAGCACAGCUGCACUGAAUCUGAGGACAGUAGGUCGUGGACAUAUAAUGCAGCGCAGCAACAGUGAUGUCACCCUUGGAGAUAUGGAUUCAGUGGGGCAAGUCGGGAGGAAGUUGCUACGAGUAGGGGGCGACAAAUCUGGGACUGUGGGGCCAGGCGAGUUCCUCCACCGAGAGUACGGUAGCCUGUCCUCGCUAGAAAGACAAACCCAGAUUGUAGACCCCGGUUCGGAAGAUCAAGGUGUUCUCAGUCCCAGUGCCUUGCGCUUCAGAGAUCCGUUUGUUCUGCUGGGUCUGCAAGAGGCACCUCCUGAGGUGGACGGCGUGUAUCAAGGAAACUGUGCUCCAGCCGCAGACACAUCAAAACCAGUCAAGCCCCCAAAACCAGAGGGGCUUGGUAAGAAGGCUAAAUCGUCCCCUCCGCAGGCCCCUCAGUUUUCCUGUGACCAAGUCCCAGGUGGUGCUUGGGUGCGCAAUUUUGCACACUAUGAUGUACAGAGCAUCCUCUUUGACCUGUCGGAGGCUGCGACCAAUCGGGACAGCAUCGGGCGCAAGAAAAACAUCACGUCCGGAGCGUCAGCUGCCUCUCAGCUCCGUCCGCUUUCACAAUCCACACCUUCCUCAGUUUCUCAGGGCAGCUUGGGAAGCGGGACUGGCUCGGAAGAUUUAGAGCAGUCCUUGCUCGAUGAAGGAGAUGGGAACGAUAAUGAUCUCCUGCUCAGCUGUCCUCACUUUCGGAAUGAGAUGGGUGGCGAGGAGAGUGUGGGGCUCUGCCUGCCGCGGGCCGCCAGGCACAGGUGGAGGAGUCUUCAGAGUCCCAACAAUGCUGUGUCCGUGUUAGAGGAGCCCAGAGAAAGCCAUGUCCAGGCACAGGGGAAAAGUAACUACUUCAUAGAGCAUGCAGACCUUGGAGCUCGAUACUAUCACAAGUACUUUUACAUGAAAGACCAUCAGAAUUUCUUUGGCAUGGACGAGCGUUUGGGGCCGGUGGCCGUCAGUUUCCGCAGGGAGGAAAAGGAGGGAUCAAGUGGGUCCCAGUACAACUACAGAAUCAUUUUCAGGACCACUGAACUGAAGACCCUGAGAGGUUCGAUCCUGGAGGAGUCUGUUCCCUCCGCAGCGCGCCACACCACGCCACGCGGCCUUUCACCCAAGAGACUGCUGGAGUUUAUUUUGCCCGAUCUCAACCUACAUUGCCUCAGACUAGCCUCAACAUCCCCUAAAGUCAGAGACACGCUCCUCAAACUGGAUGAGCAGGGGUUGAAUUUCCAGCAUAAGGUGGGCAUUAUGUACUGCAGAGCAGGACAGAGUACUGAAGAGGAUAUGUAUAACAAUGAGAGCGCCGGACCAGAGUUCGAUGAGUUUCUGGACCUUCUUGGAGAGCGAGUACGACUCAAGGGCUGGGAGAAAUACAGAGCUCAACUAGACACCAAAACUGACUCGACUGGUACACACUCACUGUAUACUCGCUACCAGGAUUACGAGGUUAUGUUCCAUGUCUCCACCAUGCUUCCAUACACAGCCAACAAUACACAACAGUUACUGAGGAAGAGACACAUAGGGAAUGAUAUCAUCACUAUAGUCUUCCAGGAGCCAGGUGCUUUACCCUUCACCCCCAAAGCCAUCCGUUCUCACUUUCAGCAUGUGUUCAUCAUUGUCCGAGUACAUGAGCCCUGCACCGAAAACACCUAUUACAGAGUUGCAGUAACUCGUUCCAAGGACAUCCCUCUCUUUGGUCCUCUCUUCCCUAAAGGUGCACGCUUCCCACGUUCUCCUGCCUUCCGGGACUUUCUCCUCGCCAAAGCCAUUAAUGCAGAGAAUGCGGCAGAGAAAUCAGAGAAAUUUCGCUCUAUGGCCACACGUACGAGACAGGAGUACCUGAAAGACCUGGCGGAGAACUACGUCACCACAACGCCCAUUGAUUCUUCCACCAAAUUCCCCUUGCUGUCGCUGGGUGGGAAGCGCAAAGAGAAGCUGAAGGGAGCGAAAGGUGCGGAGCUCCACAGCGCAGGAGCUUUAGUGUGGGCCGUCACCGUCGUUCAGGGCGGCGAGAACAACGGUCUGAGCCUGUCCUGUCUGCUCGGUGUGUCAGCGGAGUCGGUCGUGCUAAUAGAGCGAUCCACGCGAACCGUCAUAUUCAACUGCAGCUGCCGCGAUGUGAUCGGCUGGAAGGCCGUGACUGAGUCUGGAGCUCAGGGUGGCCCUUCCCUGGACAUCUUCUACGAGAGAGGCGAGGCGAUUACUCUCACGAUGUCGGAAAGCCAAGUUGAGGAUAUUAAGGAGGUCGUCCAAAGGCUGGAGCUGGUGACUCGAGGCUGUGAGGCACGUGAGGUCAUUCCCCUGCGGGACGGCGUCGGCCAGCCGGGCUUCCUGAUGAGCGAGGAAGGAUUUGUAACAGAGCUCCAGCGGUUCGGAUACGCGGAGAGCGGUGGGCUGCAGAUGGGGGCUCGUGUGGUUCGUCUCUGUGGGCAGGUCCUGGUGCACCUCAGCCUGGAAGAGCGGAGCCGACUCCUCCGUACGGCUCAAAAGAUCCACAUCACAGUCAUACCUCCAGACGAGAACGGAAAACCACGCAGGAGUUUCUCUGAGCUUUACCAGAAGGCCAUCCAGGAUGCGGAGAGCAAAUCCGGAGAGGGACAGUCAGGCGAGGCCUGGGUUCUGGAUGACGACGACGAUGAAGUUGAUGGCGGUGGAGGGGACAAAGAGGAGAAGAAACAGAUUGAAAAUAAGAUGACAGACAGUGAAACUCUAAAGCAGGAGAUUGGAUUUCCAGAGCCCAUGGAAACUGAUUCGCUGCUCUCUCCACCCAGUCUGCCUCUCUUACGGGCCACUUCCCUGCAGGACAACAUGAAGAACCAGAGCCCUGAAGACACCCCCGUCUCUCUCACACGGAGCUACUCGCUAGAAGCACACGCUCCGUACCAGGACAUCAUCGAAGAGCAUGUGUAUGAUAACGUGGGGCAGAAAGCAAACAGGCACAUCUAUGAAAACCCUUCAGAGCUUUGGGGCGAGACCCCUGACCUCAUUCUGGCAGUCAAACCCAAAGUGCCUCUGGAGCAAGAGGAACAGUCUGUGUGUGAUCUGGGGCCUGAGGAGACGCCGUCGGUCAGUGAUGUGACCAUGAGGUCCUCCUGCAUGGAAAGUGCAGAAAGAAACUCCAGAGCCCUGAGCCUCCAUAACUCUAUCACCAAAAUUCUCUCAGAGACCACAGAUUCGUCUGAGGAAGAGUGGCAGUCGAUCUCUGAUCUGGCCAACGCCUGUCGGAACAUUCUGGAGGCUUUGUCUCGAGAAGACCGGAAGUCAGGAGAUGGAUCACAAGCAUCCCCAGACAACCAGUCAGGUCAGACAGACACCCGGUUUAAAGACGUCAAGGACAGUGACUCGCCUGGUCACCUUGAGGAGAAAGUGUCCCAGCUAGAAGCCAUGCUGAAGCGCCUGCAGGACGACCUCCAAAAGUCCUUGCCCUCUUCGCUUCUUCAAAGAGCCACUGCUACUUCACAGAGCCAAUCACACAGAGGGACUGUAGAGGUAGGGCGGGACAAGCAAAAGAAACCUGUCUUGUCAUUGAGCAGGGUGAACAGAGGAGAUGAGAAGAUUGCUGGAGGGACAAGCCAUGCUCACUCUCAACACUAACCCACCAAUGGCAGUUAAGGAGAAAGAGGACAAGGCAAUGCUUCAAGCAGAGGUGCAAAGUCUCAGGCAGAACAACCAGCGCUUGCAGGAAGAGUCCCAGAGCACCGUGUCACGGCUCAUUAAAGUCACCGAACUGCUCUGCAACGUCAACAAACCCUGCUAGCAUCGAAGGCUAAACCAUGGCAGCAAGAAAGAUCAGAAGACGCAUGAAAAGGCCAAUGAAAAUGUUAGCAAAUCCCUAAAAAAUGUAUCUUAAGUGACAAGAACAUUGAUGAGCCUUACUAGAAAAAUGCACGAAACGAACUGAUCAGCUAAGUUCAUUCUUACUCAAAUAAAUCUUACUAUUAGAGUCAUCUCGGUUGCACCCUAAAAAGUUUUCAGGGCUAGAUUUAACAUUGUCCCAUCACUGUGACAGCUCGUUAACAACGAUAGCCAGGUGCAAGAUCCGAUCUCGUAGAAAACUCUUAAUCAAAAUUGGCUAAAAGAGACUUUGGAAAACAUUUAGUGACAAUAAAUGUUCAAAAUCAUAUUAUCUUUAAAUAUUUUUCAUCCGAUUCUUAUAUAGUGACAUACAUGGUCCCAAACAAAAGAUUGUGUCCAGAUCCUGAGCAAUGCAUUCUAGAGAACUUAUUGGUGUUGAUAUAGGUGGCUUCAUGUACUUCAGUGUAUAUAUUAGAGGAAAAUUAUUAACAUGUCAGUGUAAUUGUAACCCUGUAUUAAACAUCACAGUAUCAGAAAUAGACAGAGCCCUUUUCUGUGCUGGCAGUUGGUUAAAAGCUUCUUGCUCAUCUCCAGAGUGAAUGUGCUAACGUUACAACACCACGAGCAAAAUCAUCAAAUUUGUGCAAUUUGGUAAACUAGUUUUUGUUUUUGUUGUUGUUUGUGACUACCCUUGUGAAAAAGAAGUGCACUUGAUUGUAUUGAAUGUGCACUUGUAGUGUACUUCAAAUCUUAAAAAAAGUACAUUUUUAAAAAACUUGAAUUGCAGAUAAUAUAAUAUUAAUGAAAUAAAAAGGUACUGUAAGAGACACUUUCUUGACUAUAUUUCUUAAUACACUUAAGUACACUUUUAAAAAGUUAUAAUAAAGUCAAUUUAAGUUUUCAUUUAAAGUAUAUUUUAAAUCAGUUUAAAUCAUUUUUGUUGUACUUUAAAGAAGUACGCUUAUUUUGAUGUGUUUAUUAAUAUACUAAAGCACAUGCAAAGCACUUAAUUAUAAUUUUAACCAUAGUGUGUUAUUCAGUAUUACAUUUAAAGUUAAUAAAUAUUAAAAGCCCUAAUUUACAGAUGCGUAAUAAAAAAAUAUAUAAGUUUCAUUAGAAAUUACACAAUAUUUUAGUUUAUCAUAAAUGCUUGUCGGUACAUAUCUUCUGUACUAACAAAGACAAUAGAAUUAAGUUAGAAAUCCUACUUAAGUGGGUCGGAAAGGCACUGCUUUUGGCCUUUUGUAUAAAUUAACUGCAAUUGCUUUAAUUAUAAUAUUAAUUUAAACUAUUUUCAUUUAAUUGCAAUUAAUAAUUUAAUUAAAAUUAACACUUAAGUUUAUUCGUUUUAAGCGUAUGAUUUCUGUAAUGAUAUUUUAUAAAAGUGUACGUCUUUUUCACAAGUGUACAAAAUGCGAGGCCAUGCAAAAUGACUUUCUGUGGUAAUUGAAUGUUUUUUGUUUUAGAAAACUAUUGCUUUGUUUUGUUGAAAUUUUUAGUUUAAAAUUAAUUCCUGCUUCAAAUGCACUGGAAUAAUUCACUGGACUUGUUUUGUAUAUUUUAUGAUUAUUACACAUACCCGGGGGGAUGCUAGUUUUCAGAUUAGCCUUUUCAGAGUUGAAGAACUGUCCAAUCGGAAAUAAGUAAUGGGACAAAGUGUAUGCCGUGAUAUUUUUUUUUUUGAAUCUGAACAGCUCUUGAUUUGCGAGGAAAAAAGUUCUUAGUGUUAAGUUACUAAGGAAAGGAUGACUUAAAAUAGAGCAUUUCUAUUUAUGAAGACUGCAACCAAUUUGAUUCAAGUGUUCUCACAACAAUUAAAGAGACAAACCAGACCAGUUCUACUUUGUUCUCACACAAAUUUCCAAGAGUGCUUUAUGUUAAACUGUGAGACAGCACAUGUUUAUAAAACUGUCUUUUAUUUUCAUAUGUGCACCCAAAUAUCACUCUUUACCUCACCUAAAGGUGCACUGAUAAUGUGACGAGAAGAAGAGCAAAAUGACUGGACUCUUGCCUGCACACACACACACACCAAACAUGCCAGACUUGAGCACCACCGCAAAGGGAAACGAAAUGUUAAAUAACCAUUCUUCAGCAUUACUGUACAUCAUCCAUGUCCUCUCCCCUUCAAAUGCUUUUAUUUUAGAGUCACUGUGAUAACCUGGUACCAGCAGAUUCUGAUGUGUUACCAUGAAAUCUAUAUCUUUAUUCUUCUGUAGAGACAAAGUAAGUGUUACUUCCCUCUGAUGUGUGUAAAACGGAGUUUGCUGAUUAGUUGUUGCCAUUAGUGGAGAACGUGUUGAGUUUGAAGAAUGCAAGCGGACAGGAAGUACACUGAUGCAAUCGGUAAUGCAUUCUGUGGGAUUUACUUAGCUAAAGAGCAAUGUAAAAGAACUACUUCCUGUUUAUCUGUGUGCGACAUAGUCUUUUAGAUCGUAGGAGGCUGUGAACGAGCAAUUUCCAAGCCACCUUCUGUAUCUGUGUAUGUAUUUAUAAAAAUGUAAUAACUUAUUAAUCUUAAAAAAAAUGUGGAUGUUAUUGCUAGAUAUGUAUAUUUGAACUGGAAGGGAUGCAAAUUUGUGAGCCAAUGAAUGUUUUAUUUUUUAUGUUAUUUUAAAUUGUAAUAAUAUUAAGGCAUGACAUGAUAGCAGGUGGCCAUAUUUUGUUUUACUGGAAUAAUAUCAAUCGUUAAGACAUUUUCCUGGGUGGAAAACUCCUGAAAUUACACUGGAAGGGAACUCAACCGUGGCUGCUUGGAAACUUAUGUAACAUUCCAUCUUUUCAUGUUCUUAAGAGUUUUAUCAUUAUUUGUUUUUGUUUUCAUUAUUAUCGUUAAAGCUGUAUUGUGAAUUUACCUUGUGUUCGAUGCUGAAAUGUUAACUCUUGACUGCUGUUGGUGACCCAAGUGGUUUUCUAGUUAAAAAUAACUUUCGUUGUUAUUUAUGGAUUGGAUCGGGACACUCCAUCAGCAAAACCUUUCUGAAAAAAAAGAAGAAGAAGAAAAAAAAAAUGAAUGCAUUUAGACUAAAUUACUUUCAAACACAUCUGUGAUUAAAUGUAUUUUAAAGGGACAGGUUUGUUAAUGUCAAACUAAUCCCUGUCUUUUUUAUGCUAUGAUGUUUUAUGAAGCCAUAAAUGCUUUUCGACAUAUAGUAAUGCUUUAUGUUACAGUUCAGUUUUACUGUUGUUUACAAGAUGUCGGUCCUUUUGUUUUAAAAGUGAUGCUUAUAUUAUGCACUGAAGCAUCUGUAAGGUCUUUUAAAGCACGUCCUGCUUUCUCUGGAACAAAGCCACAGUCAAAUUUAGCAAAUCAUGCAGAUGAACGGUCAAAUGUUGCAUCGUUUCACUACGACUGUGGCAUUUGCAGAUUGUGCAUUUAAAAGCGUCUUACAGAAAAUCCAAACCACUCCUAAGAAUGUGCAUUUUCCACUUUGUUAGCGAUCAUUCUUAGAUGUGUUGCUCUUUUUUAUGUCAUGUUGCUAGCCAUGUCAUGCCCGAGGACAGAUUUACAAAUUAAGCUUAGUCCCUGUUAGUACAGUAGCUACUGUUAUGUCAAUGACUGUUCUAAAUUGCCAAAUCUGCCAAUAAUAGCAUUGUAUCUUACCGAUCCCAUAAAUGAUCAGCUCCCAGAACAGAAUCAGUAGUUAGCAGGCACUUUUCAUAAAUAAGUAUUAUUACAUAAAACAGAAAACCACAGAUCCACACACUAUGCACACUGGUCUACGACAUCGGGAGAGAAUUAUGACUGGACCGACAGGAAUAAUCCAUCCAGUCAAAACACACUGAGAAAUGGUAUGGCGAUCACUGGAGCUGUACUCGUUUCUUUUAACUGAUAGGGAUUGAUCAUGUAAUGCAUCUGUGAAACUGAGGGAUCCUGGCAAUAAAAACUGAACUUGUUUCUGUAUGA
This is a messenger RNA of Carassius auratus (goldfish), 8884 nucleotides long. RefSeq names its product signal-induced proliferation-associated 1-like protein 3. Gene Ontology annotation, molecular function: GTPase activator activity; protein binding. Gene Ontology annotation, biological process: regulation of small GTPase mediated signal transduction. The transcript is spliced from 18 exons. NCBI's taxonomy places the organism in Eukaryota, Metazoa, Chordata, Actinopteri, Cypriniformes, Cyprinidae. Bases 976 to 4779 code for a protein of 1267 amino acids. Gene Ontology annotation, cellular component: cytoplasm. The record is from RefSeq and is a predicted model, not a curated record.